Molecule: messenger RNA, 1767 nt
Organism: Dentiscutata erythropus
Lineage: Eukaryota; Fungi; Glomeromycota; Glomeromycetes; Diversisporales; Gigasporaceae
Source: the annotation of a GenBank genome assembly
GAAAUUGAAGAGGAAUCAUUUCAAGUAAAAAUAGAUAUUUAUAUAAAAAGUCUAGAGUACAUUAUUAGAAAUGACCAAGGAAAAAAGCGUAAUAAGGCACAAAAUCUUUUAGAUAGAUAUAAAAAGGCAAGUGAAAAUCCAACUUUUAUCGACAACCGACCGGACUAUAAACUGGCAAGAGAGUGGGAAGAAAAACGGUCAAAAAAGAUGCGUAUACCUUUAAUAAACCAUCACCAUCAUUCAACAUUUACUGGAAUUGGAACUAUUAGCGGUGGAAGUGUAGCUAUAAAUUGUGGAACCUUCGGUAUUGAACCCUCAAGAAAGAAAAAUCAAGAGAAAAUUGUGCGUGUGGCAAAAUUUUUGAAUGCAUUUUUUAAUGCUUUCUCAGGGUUAGAAUUGUUAAUUGAAUAUUAUAAGUGGGACGAAAUGAAUACCUUCUUUCAGACCUCAACUGAAUAUCAUUCGACCAAUUUUUUUACUGGUUCAAAGACCUUGAAUACAGAUUGCGAAAAGCUUCCAUCUUCUAACUUAUCAACUUCACGUGCUUUAAAGAGAAAAAAUGAUUCAGAUGGCGAAGAUAAUUUGCAUGAAGAAUCUUGUGAUGUCGAAGAUGAAAAACCAAAAAUUGAUAAAGAAAACUAUAUGGUGGCAUUCGGCAAAAUUCCAGAAAAUUCAAAAAUGAAAUUAAGUUCCGGAAGAAUUGUAGAGGAUAUUUUGUUCGAAUAUGCGAAGGAUAAAGUGUAUGAAGAUGAUCAAGAAGUAAGAAGUUUAUUUUCUAUGGAUGAAUGGGCUGAAAUAACGAAGGAGGAUCAAUUAGAAGAUUUUCAAGUGCCAGAUGAAUUAGCAAAUUUCAUGAACAGUUAUAAUAAAAGUACAUUACAAGAUAUCCGGUCUGAUAUUAUGAGAUCUUACCUUAAAGAAGGUGAGGUCUAUGAUCCUUCUUUACAUUACGACAAAGAAUGGCUUCAUGGAUCAAUAAGAACAAUAGUAAAUUUAUGGGAAAACAGAGACGCUCCCUUAGCAAGAAUGCAAUAUGAAGACUGGUAUUUUGGAAAUAUACUUGGGCAAUGUUUGGAUUUUUGUUUUAGAGAUUCGACAUUAGGCACAGAUAUUAAAAGGACUGACGCGCCAUCAUUGGCUAGUGGAAAUAAAAAAAAUCGUAACAAGCAAAAAAAUCACAGAAAAAAGGUUGGCAGAAAAAUAGAUGGCAUUAUCUAUAAUGUGGAAUAUAAUCUCGAGCUCGGUGCAAUUGAAUCAGCACGAACUUUUAAGGAUGAAUACGAUAGGAAGUACCUCCAUGAAUCAUUUAAAUUACCGAAAGUUCUAAGGGACAUAUACUGUGAUUUGGUUAGGUUCAUCAAAUAUGAUGAGGAGAAAAGCAAUUCAAUACAAGUAAUAGGAAUUUUGCACUUUGGUCUUAGACUACAAUUUGUUAGGUUAUGGAGAGCGGGAGGUUCGAUUACAAUCUUUAAGAAGAGUAAUGUAGUUUAUCAUUUGUCAUCUAAGUUUACAAGACCUGGCAUUUGCGAUUUUCUUAAAUUAUUGGCUGGUAUUUAUGCUUAUAAGAAUAAUCUUCGUCUUUUGGGUUUAAAUGAGGAUAAAGAAAAUGAUUUUUUAAAGGAACUAAAGAAAGGAGGUCGAGAAUCAACUCCUCCACCUAAAACAAUUAAAUAUUUAGUAGAUUGUUGGAUGACUCCUGUAGUGCUCAAGCCAAUCAAGCCCAAGCAAACCAAGCGACAGAACAAAAAAUCAACUAAAAAAAGAUGA